Candidula unifasciata is the source of this 3475-nucleotide messenger RNA. NCBI's taxonomy places the organism in Eukaryota, Metazoa, Mollusca, Gastropoda, Stylommatophora, Geomitridae. The record is from the annotation of a GenBank genome assembly.
AUGGAUUUCAUUGACCUGGACAAAGUAUUGGAUGAGUUUGAAGAAGAAGAAAAACAAGCUCUGUCAAUCAUCCCAGGCAAGGAACUCAAACCCAGUAGUUAUCUAGAAUUCUUGGAGAAGCAAAAGGGACAGGAAUGGACCUCACUAAAUCCAAAUAAGCUUUCCUCCAUCAGUUCAUACACUGCAGAGAGCAUAUCUGCCCAGGAAUCAUCCAGUGUUGCUUAUGAUGACCGGUACGAUAGGUUCUCCUCAAGCAAAUUGAGCUUUAUAUCUGAUGAUCAGUUUGAAGGUCUGUCCCACAACGGCUAUGAUCAAGUCAACCCGGGCAAAACAAGAGUGGGUCAGAGUGCAAUAGUCACCAGCUUGACUCGGGUGACUGCGAAUGGGGAAGAGGUAAACACAGUUUAUACAUCCACUAAAGGACAUUCACGUAAGGGGAUUGCUAACAGUUCUGAAUGUAAGGGAACAAUUGCAUAUCAGCCGAUUGAAGUUCAGACUGAAGCCUUGUCUCCAGUUAGUGAACAGGAGUUAAUGUCAUCUCAGUUUCCAAGAUCUGACAUCGUUGAUGGGCAUAACACAGGGGUAUCACAUGAACAGAUUUGCUAUAGUGAAGUAGAUCAGAACUACAGUCCCAUCUAUGCAAGCAUGGAUACCAUCAAUAUUGAGGCAAACAGUGAUACAGACAAAGAGGACUCAACAGUGUCUUAUACUGAAUUGAUGAAGAUUAAUCAAACAAACCAUUCUGAACCUGGCAGUUUAGAAGUGGAAAAGGGUGUUUUAAAUUCGAUGAUACACUUCAAUUCAGAGUUAUCUGAUGUGAACCACGAUUCAGCCAGGGAUCGGUUUGCUGUUUCUGAGCAGACUGUGGGUUUUCAUGAUCAUAGUGAUGACACUAUUGAUGAAAGUGAUAUUAACAUAUACCUGACUGAGUUGGAUGAGGGUAGAGUUGGAGAUUUUAAUUCUUCCAAAACAACUGAUGCCUCUGACAUCCGUCAACAGUUGAAUUAUCCCAGAAGUCAUACACUCGAUGUAAAAAAUGAUUUGAACCAUGUGGAAGGCAAUAAAACUCGAAGUCUUGCUGAUGAACUCAGUGAGGCAGAACCAGAAACAGAUAUUUACUCCAGGUCACAUUCAUAUUUGGAGUCUUUACCCAAGAAAUUUCGAUCUAAUGAUGCUGGUGUCAGGUCCUGUGUCACAUCUGACCAUCAAGGACCUGACCUGGAGGCAGGCCUGAGGCUCUACCUCCAGUCUGAAAGUCAACCUUUUCAUAAUGGGUCACAUGAGAACGCUGUUAUCAAUGGUUCAUAUGUUGUGUCCGGUGGGAAACAUCUGUCCAUUGUCCAAGCUGGAGACAAAAAUGCAGUAAUAAACACUUUAACCAAUGGGAAAAUGGAAAUUGAGACAAUCCUUGACAGUAAAAAUAAAUCAGACAAUAUUUGUGAUGAUUUACUUCGAGGGAAGAUGGAGAUUGAAGGUAUUCUAGAUGAAGUUGUUCUGGGUCAACAGUUGGGGGAUGAUGCGUUUUCUACAUAUUUAUCAGAGACACCAACCCACUUAAGUUCUAGUCACAGCCAUGUUGAUGUGUUUACUGCUGAAGGAAAGCCUCAUGUGAUAUCAGGUCAUGAUACAAACUUAACACAUUCUUCCAACAGCGAUGUGGGUUACUCUGUACUUUCCACGAUAGGAGUGGGAGCAAGACCUAAAGACCCUUCUGUGAUAAAAAAGGUCCGACCUAAUAGUUUGCUUGGAUUAUCAAAAGUGACUUUGGAAAUGCCUGCUGUAGUGAAGGCAGAGACAGCUGCCCGUGGUGAAGAAAUGCUACCACAUCGGCAUGCAGCAUACACUGAUGCUGACUUAACUGAAACUGCCAUGGAGUCACAACAUUUCAUUCACCAGAACUCUGGUACUCUUGGUGACGAUUCUCCAACUGUGAAUGAGGCCAGGCUAAGAGUGAGUCUUCCUGGCGCAGAACCACAUCUAAAAGCAGUUAUACAUGACUUCUCUCAGCCAUUUGACCAAAGUGAGGCCGAACAGAGAACUGAUCAGGCAAAUUUCAGAGCCGAGGGACAUUUACCAGAUGCUUCUCAGGCAGCAGGAAAUCAGAAGUUGAAAAGACCUACCUCAUUGAACCUUCCAGUGCGACCAGAGUUCAGCGUAGGGCAAACACCUGAGGAGGAUAUGGACCAUGAAGCAUCACCAGGCCUGCCCAGCCUCCCUACAACCCCAGAAAGACUAUACGAUGAAGCCAUUGGUACCACUCCUGUGCCGGGGACAGAGGACAUCAGCAUUUCUCUAGCCUCCAAUGCUUCUUUGUUGUAUAAUAACUUAGGUUCUGUGGCCCCAUUUUGGAUUCCAGAUGCUGAAGCAGUUGCUUGCAUGAUGUGUCAGGGAAGGUUCACCAUGUGGAAGAGACGACAUCAUUGUCGGGCCUGCGGGAAGGUCCUGUGUUCUGUUUGCUGCAGCCAGAAAGCAUAUCUGCCGUACAUGGAGAACAAAGAAGCACGGGUGUGUUUAGAAUGUCAUAUACAGCUAAAUCUGGCUCCCAGUGCCGGCCCCAACCCCCGCUGUCCCAACCCCAACAACCCCAAUGAGUACUGCUCUAAAGUGCCACCCAACCAGCAGGCCAGCAACCAUGCGAACCCACCGGUUGUCAUGGUGCCCACGGGUGUGCUGAGAACUUCUGGUAGUCAGAGGCGAUCUGGUGAACCUAAGCAAGUAAUGUUCUCUGAUGGGAUUCGGCCCGGUGGUGAUCUGACAGAGCUAGAUGGACCUAAUCAAGCACGGCCAACUCGUAGGUCUGCUAGAACUGCAAGGAGGGCAACGCAGCAACAGGUUUCACCUCAGGUACUGAAACAGAAAGAAGACAGCUUGUUCCGUAGUCCAAGUUUGAUUCCUGAUGAAGGAUUGCCUCCCUUGUUUAUAUUACAAAGGGAAACAGGAACAGGUUAUUUGGAAACGGAUGACGCUUUGAAUAACAUUGAUUAUACAGCGGAUUACAAAUCUGAAGAGGGACCCCUGAUAUACUAUGCGGUGAACAAAAAUCUGGCUGUUGGAAUCAAGAUUAUCACUUUGGAUUGUUGUGUCAACAAGGUGUGCUGGUGUUUUGUAACCAGAGGCAUGAAUACCGCUGGGCAGAGUGAGCUCAUAGUACUAUUGGAACUGACAGAGGAAGAACUCACUAGUGACUCUUUGAGUCCAGCAAGAGACGUCUUUGUACACUUUCAGAUUAUUUAUGAGGAGGCGUUGAAAGGCAGCACAAUUCAAGAUUUAGGUCACUCCAUCUUCCAUCAAAACUUCCUGGGAAACCGAGACCACGGCGGAUUUUUGUUUCUGCGACCCACUUUUCAAUGUUUGAACAAGCUUCCACUGCCAGAGCCCCCCUACCUGUUUGGCAUUCUUCUCCAGAAGUGGGAGGUGCCCUGGGCUAAAGUGUUCCCAAUAAGACUUAUGCUGCGCCUUGGAGCUGAGUACAGAU